This is a messenger RNA of Entrophospora sp. SA101, 2844 nucleotides long. NCBI's taxonomy places the organism in Eukaryota, Fungi, Glomeromycota, Glomeromycetes, Entrophosporales, Entrophosporaceae. The record is from the annotation of a GenBank genome assembly.
AUGGAUACAAGAUCUUUGGAGUACGAUAAAAGUAGUAACUACUCAAAUUGGAUACUUUUGCUGAUAUUUAUAAUUUCAUAUCUAUACAUUGCCAUUAAAGAUUAUUCAAAAUGGAGAGAAUCAGGAGGAGAGUCUUUUUUACAAGCUGUUUCUUCAACCACCAAUAACAACAAACAUUCUUUUCCAUUAACUGAUAAUAAUUCUUCUAUACCUCCCUCACCCACCACAACUCCUCCUCCCUCUUUUUUAACUUUACCUUCUACUUCUUCCGACGCGCCCUCUUCGUCAGCCACAAUGACAAAAGCUUCAACCACCACCACCACUGCUAUUAAUGGAAUAACAGCCACAACUAACUUAGCCACAACCAACGCCAUAUUAUUUGACAUAGAAAUGACAAAAACUUCAUUUUAUUCAAUUCUGACAUUAAUAGAACCAUUUAUUACAAAUAAUAAAGAAUUGUAUGAUGAAUGUUUAAAUGGAGUUUUAGAUAUUUGUAAAGACACGUUAAUCCAAAUAGAAACAAUCAUUAUUAAAAAGCCAAAUAGAAAACAACAGAUAGAAAAUUUACGAGAAUUUCAAGCGUUUAGUAAAAUUAUCGAUACUAUUAAUGAAUCAUUCAAUAAAACUUUAAAAAAAUCCGAAGAAAAUUCUGAUGAAGACGACGACGAAAAUGAAGACGAAAACCACGAUUAUCAAGUUGAAUACAUCGAAUCAGAUUAUUUACAAGAUAUUGAACCAUCAGAAAUUAAAGGAAGCAAAAACCAUAUUAAAAAGAAAUUGUAUGUAAAUUAUAAAUUGGUUGCAGAGAAAAAAAUCGGAAAGUUGUUUAAAGAACAACAAUUGACUGAAUUGAAAAAAGAAAUUUUGUUUAUGCAAGAUUUAUCAAAGAAUUUCCAUAUUCUAGAUUUUUACGGAUAUUCUAAUAAUAAUUCAAAAGAUUAUUUUGUCAUAUCUCAAUGGAUGCAAUAUAAUUUAAAAGAUUAUCUUGCCACGAAUCCAACAAUCCUUUGGCCUACUAAAUUAUCAAUUUCUCGUGGAAUUGCUGAUGCUUUAACAUUUUGUCAUCAAAAAAGAAUUUUGCAUUAUAACAUCAAAAGUGAAAAUGUUUUAUUGGACGAGAAUUUACAACCAAAACUUUAUAAUUUUGGUACAAAAAAAGAAUUAUCUGUAAUGUUGAAAUCCGUAAAUAAUCUAAACAGUCUUUCGAUUGCUUGGUGUGCUCCGGAAGUACUGGGUAGUGAAAAUAUCAUUAAAAGCUAUAACUCUGCAAGUGAAGUAUAUAGCUUUGCGGUACUACUUUGGGAAAUUUCAUCACACAAAUUACCAUUUAAUCAGAUAACCUCAUCAAGAGACAUCACCACAAAAGUGUUGCUUGGUGAUAGACCUGAACCAAAAUGCGUCGAGGGAACUCCAAAGAAAUUUCAAUCAUUGAUUGAAAAAGGAUGGUCACAUCUUGCUAAUAAACGUCCAACAAUUCAAACAAUCUUCCAAUCUCUCAACACUUUUGAUCCAUCUACUUUCCAUAAUAUCAAUGGUGGUAAUGGUAACAAUGUAAAAAUCAUCACUAACACUAACACUGCACCAAAAAAUAGAACUAUCAGCAAUGGUAGUAGCAAUAUUCUAAGUAAAUCUCCACCAUCAUUAUCAAAGUCUCCACCAAAAUCUCCACCAAUCGCUUCAUCGUCUUCUUCGUCAUCAUCUAUUACAUCCUCGACCACAUCACACUAUAUUAAAAGUAGCAAUGAAGACGAAGAACAGAAUCAUACAGUAGUAGAAGUAAAGAAUUCGAUUAAUCUUGACAAAGCAAUCAAAUACAAUAAUUCAAAACAAUUUUCAAAAGCAUGGGAAUUGUUUCAACAAGAAUUCAAAAAGGAACCAAACUCACCAGUGCUAAAAUAUUGGAUCGGCUUGUAUUAUUUAAAAGGUUAUCAUCAUCAUAACAACAACAAGAAAACAUUUACACCAGAUCUCAAAAAAGCCGUUCAAUAUUUGAGUGAGUCGGCCAAGAAAAAUAAUCCAGAUGCACAAUAUUUGUAUGCGGUGACAAUAUUGAAUAAUGGAAUUGCAACUAAAGAACACGAAAAUAAUCGGUUCAAGGUUGCGAUGAAGUAUUUGUAUAAAGCAAGUAACCAGAAACAUCCUUUGGCAAUGCAAAAAUUAGGAAGAAUCAUUCAAAGAGGACAAUUUGGCAAAGAUGUUGAUGUCAAAAUUGGUAAAGAGAUGAGAAGGUACAGCGAAAAUAGUAGAGGUGUUACUUUUGCUACUACAACUACUGCUAGUAAUAAUAGUAGCCUUAAUAUUCCCGGAAAAAGUAGCAGUAACAAAGACUUGGAAAACAUUAUUAAUGAAAAUAAAAACAGUAACAAUGAUACUAGUAACAAAAACGAUAAAUUAACUGCAAAUCGUCAUCUUAAAAGUAAAGGAAAAGAAAUUGUUAAUAGCAGUUCAAGUAGUAGCAGCGCUGCUAGUAUUAUUGAUAGCGGAAAAAACAAGAUUAAUGGUAAUGUAAAUUUUAAUAGCAGCACUAUUAGCGCUGAUGUUUGUAAAAUUCAAGAUGAUAAAGACAAGACAGAGAACUCAUUGAAAAGAAAAUGGCAGGAAGAAGAAGAUCAAGAAGGAAAAGACUAUGAUCAUCAUCAAUCUAAGAAGUUUGCAAGAGAAAAUGUGGAAAAGGAAGAGGAAAAGGCAAUUAAUGAUCACGUUACCAAUGAUAAAAAUGUUAAUGUUAAAGAUGAUUAUAUUAUUGGUGAACAUGAAAUAAUUGCAAUAGGAGUGGAUCUUAGCGAAGAUAAAGUUCCAGAAGAUUAUACAGGAUCUUGUGACGAGGAUGAUGAUUAUAAAUAA